Messenger RNA from Neoarius graeffei (lesser salmon catfish), 1150 nucleotides. It is a transcript of the gene cd9b, whose product is annotated as CD9 molecule b. The record is from RefSeq and is a predicted model, not a curated record. NCBI's taxonomy places the organism in Eukaryota, Metazoa, Chordata, Actinopteri, Siluriformes, Ariidae. The transcript has 8 exons. Bases 124 to 804 code for a protein of 226 amino acids. Gene Ontology annotation, cellular component: membrane.
UUGGGUGUUUUUCCUCCUAGUUCAGUCUGUCUAAAGGGAGACACAUUCAUAGUAUUGUCAGAGCUACAACACACUUUUGUGAUUUGUUUUGUUCUCCUCACUUGGAAAUCCAGAAGUUUAACCAUGGGACUACAAGGUGGUCUCAGCUGUGUCAAGUACUUGAUGUUUGGCUUUAAUUUCCUGUUUUGGCUUGCAGGUACAGGAGUCCUGGCAGUUGGACUCUGGCUGCGUUUUGACAAGACGACUGAACACCUUUUUGGAGAAGGCUCACCUUCCACAUUUCUCACUGGUGUUUACAUCCUCAUUGUGGCUGGAGCCCUUAUGAUGGUGGUCGGUUUCCUUGGGUGCUGUGGAGCCAUCAGAGAGUCACAGUGUAUGCUGGGAUUGUUCUUUAUUUUCCUGCUCAUCAUCUUUGCAGCAGAAGUGGCUGCAGGAAUCUGGGGGCUGUCUAACAAAGAUAAGAUUGUAGAUGAGGUAAAGAGCUUCUACUCUCAGACUGUUGAUAACUACAAAAGCACAAAGCAGCCAGCACUGAAAGAAACUUUGACAGCCAUUCAGCAUAGUCUUCAAUGCUGUGGUCUAACUGGAACUCCUUUGGAUGGCCUAUCGGACACCUGCCCAAAGAAGACUGGUUUGGAUGUGUUGAUCACGACAAGUUGCCCAGCUGCAAUUGAUGACCUGUUUAAUUCCAAGAUGCACAUUAUUGGAGGUGUAGGCAUUGGCAUUGGUGUAAUCAUGAUCUUUGGCAUGAUCUUCAGCAUGGUACUGUGCUGUGCCAUCAGGCGAACGAGAGAUGUUGUGUAAAGGGAUUUGCAGAUUCAUUCACUUUGCAACGACCAGUCUGGCCUUUAAGUGUUGGCUGUUUUCACUGCCAAAGCACACUGCUUCAACACCCCAUAAUAUGUUUAAAUUCUUUCUAAUGCAGUUGCAUAUCCAAGUUUAAAAAAUGGCACUGGAGACUAUUGUUCAUUCCCCUGGGUUUUACCAUAACAUUCUUGUUUGCCUGUAGUACAUUCCCUUUUAAUUCCCUUUUUGCUUGUGUUUUUAUUUUCAAUAUAUUUUAUUUAGUAAAGGAUUUGUUUUACAAUUUCCCAUGUAUCUAUACUUGAGUUAACUCUUUGAAAUACUAAAUAAAAUUGUCGAAUACAAA